Molecule: messenger RNA, 285 nt
Organism: Enterobius vermicularis (human pinworm)
Lineage: Eukaryota; Metazoa; Nematoda; Chromadorea; Rhabditida; Oxyuridae
Source: the annotation of a GenBank genome assembly
AUGAUUGAACUUUGCAGUUCACACGGAAAACCUCGUAAGAUGAUGCGAGUCGCAGUAAUCGUUGUCGUGGUGGUGGCGGUUGUGGUGGCUGACGCGGAUCUGGUUGUCGAAUCAAAAUUAGGCAAUGAAUUGGGACUGGCUGUCGAAUCAGAGUUAGUGGUCGACUCAGAGCUGGGUGUACAACAUCCGGUAGCGCAACUUUUGCUGUUUGGUAGGUGCUACCCUGGUUCAGGCGGAAAUACUAUUCACCGUCAGGAGUGCAUAUUUCACGAUCAGGACGCUUAA